AUAAAUGUCGGUGGCGAUGGCGUAUACAGCGCAGUAAUACGGUGGCAGCCGGUAUUCUAACACCAAUGCGGUGCUAAGCCUUAGCUACAUUAGCUAUCAAAUAAACAUCAAUUUCCUAUCAAAUUUACUGCAUAAACAUCCGCUUUUCCCUCUUAUCAUAUUAUUCAAGAAGUCUCAAUGAAUUUUGCCGCGAGUGGAGGAGCCAUGAUCAGGCGGCAUGAGUACCACUUAAUAGUUCUGGUCUUCCUGAUCAGCCAUUUCAUCUGCCCCACCGUCCAGUACCGUGGCUGUGGGCCCCACCUGGCUAACGCCGUGGAGCUAGUCUGCGAGAUGCGACCGGGAGUCAACAACGAAGACCCUGAAGACCAAACAGACGAUGCCACACAACUGGUCUCGCUGCUGACGGAACAGAGUAGAAACAAGAAGAGCUCCCCUUUUGUUUCUAAACGUACAGCAAAUGGCUUUUUGCGGGUACGAUCCCGUCGGGGUAUUGUGGACGAGUGUUGCAACCGUGAUUGUCACAUUGAGGAGCUUGAGGAAUACUGUCCGCCGGUAGUUGGUAAAAUACCACGCGGGAUCGAAGACGAGCAGCAGCAAGUAACGGCGAAGGAGGAAGAACCAAUGGUCGAAGAGAGUGCAACAAUCAAUGGGAACGAGGCGUCCUUGAGGGACCAAGAAACAAACGGGAACGUUAUACCGGAAACGGAAACGGACAGAGUAGUGGCAUCCAACAUGGCGCUUGAUAUCAACGCAAACGAGGCUCCCUCUGCCGACCCAGUUCAAAAUGAGAUAUCGGAAACCUAUCUGGGAGUUGGCCUUAUUCCAACAGCUGAGCCUGUUCAGAAAGAAACCCUCUCAGUUGAGGAGGAGCUCAAGGAGACCGCCUUAGGCCAGGCUCGUCAAAAUAUCGAUCCAACUGUGAAAUCCGUUCUUCCCCAGCAAAUUAUGAAGAAUGUAAAACAGGUGGCGCCGUAUAUAGGACAAUAUAAGCCGGAUGCGCACGCGGGUUCCGCUGCCCCAAGUGAUGCUACCCAAGCCUAUAAAAUCCAAACGGUGCGAGUACCACCAAUACCGAAAGUAGGGUCAUCAAGAAGGCCUUUUCCACACAAGGUGCUUGAAAGUAUUAAUAGAUGGAGGGGUUGAAUGAUAUAUAGGUAGUUUUCAAUUUAAAAGCUUGUAGUUCAUUUUGAGUUGCUUUGUUCUGGAAAAGAAUUCCUGACUUCACGUAAAGUUAUGCUGACAAAUUAUGGCUGGAAAGGAAUGGCGCAUUUCCACAUGACGGACUGCCUGCAACUCAGUGCCCUGUUGAUUUGGCGGACUUUGUGGAAUUCGAUGGAUAUUCCAAAAUACCGUAAGAACAUAAACUACGAUAAAAUAUCUCCACUAGCUUGACAUCAGAAUCUUUCUGUCUUGAUAGGAACAGCUGAUGCCUUCACUACUCAUCUUCUUGCGGGUCGAUAGCGCGUUUUGGUAUAGAGUAUUGCGUCCAAAGUAUAACUCAUGUAACUCAUUUAUCAUGUCCGACAUCUGAUGGCAGUGAACUACACUGAAUUCCGCCAUGUCCGCCUAUUCGACGCGCUGGGUAAAUUGGAAAAUGUGCUGGCUGUCAGAUUGAAUCUCGUUUUGAUGCAGGGCCGAAACAACGUAGAUAACAGCCGGAUAUCUGUUUUUCUUUGUUUUUUAGGCUUAUGUUACGUUUUAUCAAUUCGGGUCCAGGCAUCCACCCUAGCGUCAUCCGCCCUAUACCACAUCGAAUUGACGGAAUGGAAUGAACGGAAUGUGACAAAAUCGUGCUCGGACAUCGCCGAAGGGUUUUCAAUUGGGUUGAAAUGUGUAACGGUAGAAAACGCCGGACCGCCUCUAAUUUCUAACAACAGUGUUCUGUUUGGAGUGCACCUCUGAGGUUCAUCGGAAAAUAUGCACAAAAAUGCAUAUACCAACACAUACAGUAGAACCUCUCUAUCAAGUACAACCUCGGGGUUGACAAGUGUGCUAUUUUGACAUAGGCGUCGUUAAUAUCGCCUGCAGACCGAGCCCGAGUCAUUCGAAUCCUUUGAAUCCGUUGAAUCCUCUGUUUCGAUGUUGCACUCAAGCAUAGCUGCUAUUGCUGGAU
Messenger RNA from Lineus longissimus, 2113 nucleotides. RefSeq lists its product as uncharacterized. The coding region runs from base 178 to 1143 and encodes 321 amino acids. The transcript is spliced from 3 exons. Lineage: Eukaryota; Metazoa; Nemertea; Pilidiophora; Heteronemertea; Lineidae. Gene Ontology annotation, molecular function: hormone activity. The record is from RefSeq and is a predicted model, not a curated record. Gene Ontology annotation, cellular component: extracellular region.